Molecule: messenger RNA, 258 nt
Organism: Ambispora leptoticha
Lineage: Eukaryota; Fungi; Glomeromycota; Glomeromycetes; Archaeosporales; Ambisporaceae
Source: the annotation of a GenBank genome assembly
GGAGAAAGAAAACCUUUAAAAGCAGUAGCCAAUUUGCGAAUUUCGCCUAAUCAUGAGUUAGUUGCUCAUGCUUUUGAGACAAAAAUGAUACCUUUGAUUAGCAAAGUAAUUUUGGAUAAUCAAUUGGGUUAUAAAGUUGAACGAAGUACCAAAGAGGAGGUUUAUUUCACCCUCACUCCCAUUACCACCCAAAUUAAGGAAAAACUGAUUAAAGAAGUCAAACUAAUUACUGAAGAAGGAAAAAAAAAUUUUCGCCUG